Hippocampus comes (tiger tail seahorse) is the source of this 731-nucleotide messenger RNA. RefSeq names its product transmembrane protein 18 (gene tmem18). Gene Ontology annotation, cellular component: nuclear membrane. The transcript is spliced from 5 exons. NCBI's taxonomy places the organism in Eukaryota, Metazoa, Chordata, Actinopteri, Syngnathiformes, Syngnathidae. The record is from RefSeq and is a predicted model, not a curated record. The coding region runs from base 71 to 523 and encodes 150 amino acids.
UUAGUGCGACGGAGUCGUCUUGUUUUGUUUACAUGCUAUAGCUACAGCGUGGUCUGUGUUUUUUGUAAGAAUGGCAACCCCCAAACCCGUCAACGUCAGUUCCGUGCCCAUCGACGCCUUUAGCAAUUUAAGAAUUACAUCCAUUUGGACGUUUCUCAUGUCUGUGAAGUGGUCGGAACCUUGGCUUAUCGGCGGUGUUGUGUUUCACAUAGUGUGUCUUUGCCUGACUAUAGUGACGUGCAAAUAUUACAGAGCGCAGAUCUGCCACUUCCUGCUCAUAAUCGUCUUGGUGUACAGUGCUGAAUAUUUAAACGAGCUGGCAGCAAUGAACUGGAGGUCGUUUUCCGAGUUCCAGUACUUUGACUCCACGGGCAUGUUUAUAUCGUUGGUCUUCUCCAUCCCGUUGCUUUUGAACGCUGUCAUCAUUGUGAUUGUGUGGUUGUACAGGACCUUCUCCACCAUGGCCGAGCUGAAGACGCUGCAGCUGAAGCAGAAGGCGCGCCUAGCCAAGAAGCGUGAUUAAUCCUUUUCUCUGGAAUAUCAAAAAGGACUGGAUUUUUUUUUUUCAGUGGUGGACAACCCGCGGCCCCCGAACGCACAAACCCAAAAACAAAUACAACCCCAGAAGAACCGUUCUGACCCUGUUUCCUAAUAAGUGUGUAGAAAGAUUUUACAAGAUGAAUGCUCUGUAUUUAAACGUGUUAUUAAAUGUGUUUUAUUGCUAUGAUAAA